AAUGCGUUGAUUAUGUUGCGUCUGGUUUAACCGCGGUCCUGUUGAUGUCCCAGCAACAGGCACGUGCCCAGUUGGGGAGAUCCGGGAGCGGAGCACCUGAACCAGGGCGGCUGGCGGCGGCAGCACACGGCCUUCGACUCUCAGGUGGAUGUGGCAGACUUGAGGGAAGGACGGAGGACACAGACUCACACCUGCAUCUGAGAUGGCUUUAGCCAGAGAUCCAGUGGCGGUCCAGGAGCAGAGAGAUGCCGCCGAUCAGAACUUUGACUACAUGUUCAAGCUGCUGAUCAUUGGCAACAGCAGCGUAGGGAAGACGUCUUUCCUCUUCCGCUUUGCAGAUGACUCCUUCACCUCAGCGUUUGUCAGCACAGUGGGAAUCGACUUCAAAGUCAAAACCAUCUACAGAAAUAACAAGAGGGUCAAGCUGCAGAUCUGGGACACAGCAGGACAGGAGCGCUACAGAACCAUCACCACAGCCUACUACAGAGGAGCCAUGGGAUUCCUGCUCAUGUAUGACAUCACAAGCCAGGAGUCGUUCUGUGCCGUCCAGGAUUGGGCAACCCAAAUCAAGACGUACUCGUGGGACAGCGCUCAGGUGGUUCUGGUGGGGAAUAAGUUGGACUUGGAAGAGGACAGACAAGUCCCGACGCAAGAUGGCCAAAGAAUAGCCACGGAACUGGGCUUCCAGUUUUUUGAGGCCAGUGCUAAAGACAACAUCAACGUGAAGCAGGUCUUCGACAGGCUGGUGGACGUCAUCUGUGAGAAGAUGAACCAGAGCUUCAACGGUGACGUCAGUCCAUCAGUGAGCCAAAAGGGGGACGGGCUGCAGGAGCAGCCCCCUCAGAGUCAGGGUGGAUGUGCAUGCUGAUUGUAGGAACAAGGUUUCUUGUCCCCAGAGAUAUCCAGAGAAAUAUAUAUACAUUUGUUUCAAAAGCUGCUUCUUAAUUUAUUUUUCUCGUUUUGCUGUGAUCCCGAAAAGCUGCAGCUGUGCAUUCUCCUUUCAGCAUUAGCAGAUUUAGCUGCACAGAGUGCAGUGGGAGCACUUGUUGGAACUCAUAAAAUGCCACUCCAUUUGUGUCAUGUCGCCCCCUUGUGGUCUGUAAACAAAAUGCACCAUUGUAACUUCAGCUCUUAUUUUUUCAGCCAAAAAGUCAAACAUACUUCAACACUCAGGUCAUUCACAUCCCCGGUUGACUGAUGUCAGCGGCUACUGACCAAAAUUUUUUCUGUUUCCAAACAGUUUCUCCAUUUUCAAUGUUUUUUUUUUGUUUGUAUUGUUGUUAUUUCAUGGUGGUUUGGUGAUUCCUCUGCUGGGUUCAUCACACAAUCGAGAUUAAAAGACAUAAAUCUAAA
Molecule: messenger RNA, 1353 nt
Organism: Oryzias melastigma (Indian medaka)
Lineage: Eukaryota; Metazoa; Chordata; Actinopteri; Beloniformes; Adrianichthyidae
Gene: rab3da
Product: RAB3D, member RAS oncogene family, a
Exons: 5
Coding region: 203-868 (221 amino acids)
Biological process (GO): regulation of exocytosis; protein secretion; protein localization to plasma membrane
Cellular component (GO): synaptic vesicle; endosome; plasma membrane
Molecular function (GO): GTPase activity; GTP binding
Source: RefSeq, a predicted model, not a curated record